Adineta steineri is the source of this 768-nucleotide messenger RNA. Lineage: Eukaryota; Metazoa; Rotifera; Eurotatoria; Adinetida; Adinetidae. The record is from the annotation of a GenBank genome assembly.
AUGGAAUCACAUUCAAAAGAAAGUUUUAAUGGUGAUCAUAAUCAACAACAACAGCAACAGCAACAACAAUCAAAUGGUUUUGAAGAUACCAUGCGAAGUGAUCAGAGUACAGUAAUGGAUUUUAAUAAAAGUGGAAUAUUUGUUGAACGUACAUUGGCUCUAAUUAAACCAGAUGCUGUUAAUAAAGCAAUUGAUAUUGAAACAGUUAUUCUUAAUCAAGGUUUUACUAUUCUUCAAAAACGACGUGUUAUAUUAACAGCUGAACAAUGUUCGGAUUUCUAUAGUGAACAUUAUGGAAAGAAAUUUUUUCCAAGUCUUGUUGCAUUUAUGACAAGUGCCCCACUUGUUGCUAUGGUUUUAGCUAAAGAAAAUGCUAUUCAACAAUGGAGAGAAUUAAUUGGACCUACAAAUUCCGAUGUUGCCAAAGAAACAAAUCCUGAUAGUAUUCGAGCAUUAUUUGGUACUAAUGAACAAAAAAAUGCCGUACACGGUAGUGAUAGUGCAGUUAGUGCUGAACGUGAAAUUCGUUUUUUCUUUCCGAAUUGUAUUGUUGAACCAAUUCCAGUUGGACAACCAGCUAAAGAUUAUCUUGAACAAAAUGUUAAUAAAACAUUAAUGAAAGCAUUAACAGCUUUAUGUAAAGAAAAACCAAAAGAUCCAGUUUUAUGGUUAGCGGAUAAAUUAAUGGAAAUAAAUCCAUAUAAACCAAAAUUAACACAAGUACAUACAUCAUCAUCAUCUCCUGAUGAUCUUAUUAUUAUUGAAUAA